Messenger RNA from Lathyrus sativus (Indian pea), 279 nucleotides. The record is from the annotation of a GenBank genome assembly. NCBI's taxonomy places the organism in Eukaryota, Viridiplantae, Streptophyta, Magnoliopsida, Fabales, Fabaceae.
AUGAAAGCAGCACAAAUUGCUAUUUGCACCUUCCUUCUGCUGAUUUUGGCUAAUGUUCAAGUGUCAAUGGCAGUAACAUGCAGUCCAGUGCAACUUAGCUCAUGUGUGAGUGCAAUCACUUCUUCAACUCCUCCAUCAAAACUAUGCUGCUCCAAGAUUAAGGAACAAAGACCUUGCCUUUGCCAAUACCUCAAGAAUCCCAAUCUUAGGAAGUUUGUUAGCUCUCCAAAUGCAAGGAAAGUUGCUAACACUUGUGGAACCCCCUUCCCAAGGUGCUAA